AUGAACAUCUUUACUCGCCAUGGCCAUUACCUCCAAAACAAGCCAUUGGAGUCCAUCUCCAAACUGGCUCCAUUCUCCGGCCUGAUUAUCUCAAUCAUUCUAGUCAUUCUUUUCCUCAUACGAUUCUACAUUCUCGAAGGUUUCCUGAUCCGUCGACUGUACGGCACCAUCUUCACAGACAUGAACGAGUUAAACCGUCGGGGAUUCAUCAACCACCACAUCGCCGGAACAACCAAAAUUAUUAUUUUAAUCAUCGCUGCCUAUCCGUUUAUCUGCGUCACAUUUGGAAAAUCGACCUUCCACACACCGUUCGUCGAAGACUCCCCGGUCACGAUGGGCGAUGUUCUCAUUAUUGUCGCUCAGAUGUUGAUCGCCAUGUAUAUAUUUGAACUUCUCUACCGAGUGAAACUGUCGCCGGUCGCAGUGAUGCACCAUGUCGGAACCAUCCUCAUUGGACAGUCUGCGAUUGCAAUCAGCCUAAGGUUAGCGAGAGAGCCAGAUGCAGAUAUCGAGUUUAUUCUUUGCACUGUUUGGGGCGCAUUCGACAUCAUCUCGGAAUUCUUCCCUCACGUCGCCAUCGUUCUCUACCGCGUCUUUCCCACCCGUCACCGUUUCCUUGCUCGUGUCUUUAUUCUCUCCUGCAUCACCACCGCUACUGGGACACUCUGCGAGACAAUCGUCACAAUGUGGCUCUUCGGAAGUCUGUGGAAUAAAUGGGAAAUCGCAUUCAAGGUGGCUACUCCAUUACUGCAUAUUGCAUUUUCUGCUGCGCAGAUCCACGGCAGCCUUGUCUUUUGGCGCAUGUAUCGCCGGCAACAGCGGUAUAUGAAAGAGGGGAUACUCGAUGCUGAGAGCGCGAAGGUUGAUAAAGCAGAGAAUGUGGAUGGUGGGGAUAGGGAGGCUAGUUCUACGGCUUCGAAUAUUGGGAUGGUGCAGUCAGUUCCCAGGGUGGUUAGUGUAUAG
Aspergillus wentii DTO 134E9 is the source of this 963-nucleotide messenger RNA. RefSeq lists its product as uncharacterized. Bases 1 to 963 code for a protein of 320 amino acids. The record is from RefSeq and is a predicted model, not a curated record. Lineage: Eukaryota; Fungi; Ascomycota; Eurotiomycetes; Eurotiales; Aspergillaceae. The transcript is spliced from 2 exons.